This is a messenger RNA of Morchella importuna, 1974 nucleotides long. RefSeq lists its product as uncharacterized. Gene Ontology annotation, biological process: actin filament organization; cell motility. NCBI's taxonomy places the organism in Eukaryota, Fungi, Ascomycota, Pezizomycetes, Pezizales, Morchellaceae. Gene Ontology annotation, cellular component: plasma membrane. The coding region runs from base 1 to 1974 and encodes 657 amino acids. The record is from RefSeq and is a predicted model, not a curated record. The transcript has 7 exons.
AUGGAUAAUAUUUCGGAACUUAUCGAGCGGCUAUCUAAUGAUGAAGACGCCGUCAAGAAAAUGGCAGUCUUCAAACUUCAAUCAAAUAUCGGGGACCCCUCAUUCGCGGAACGAUUCAUUGCUCAGGGAGGCCUAUCGAAGUUACGGGAACUGGCGUUGACAGCAAGCGGUAAUACUCUGGCGUAUUCACUCACCUCAUUCUCGCGACUACUGGAACUCGAUAAAGGAUGGGACUAUGUCAAUGCCGAGCUUAUAUCACGGGUGGUUGAACUAAUAGUUACCCAUCCUCUCGUAAACAUCCUCCGCGGUGCAAUGUCGAUCCUGGUUUCUAUUGUAUCGCAUCCACAUAUAACCUCAGCACGUGGUUCAUACACUGGCCCAUUCGGCUUCCGGGCGUUGAAACCAGCUAUUGGGGCACAUCCGCAGUUCUUGGAGAUGCUGGUUAGCCGGCUAUCGUCGGCUGAUCAUGCGCUUUGUGCGAACUCUCUGCAACUAAUCAAUUCUUUAAUGCGAGAUGCUAUCACGAAUGAUGCAGAUAACGAAUGGCCGAGGUUUAUCAAAAGGUUGCAGGACUUGGGAGUUAUUAAGGCUGUCUUUGUCCUUAUGCAAAGUUCGGCCCUACAAGAUCUUGCCCACCCGCUGCUUGAAUUCCAAGCGCUUACAAAGGUAUUACUACGAAGAUGGAGAGAUGUAAAGGUAGAUUUGGAGGUGAAGGAACACCGGAUAGCUCUGAAGGGCCUCCAUUUGGCCAGUGCCCCAGAUAAACCUUCAGAUCCUUCCUCAACAAAAAAGAAACACAACCCUGAGAAAUGGAGGAGACUAGGAUUCGAAACUGAAUCACCAGCAUGGGAAUUUGGAGAAGUUGGGUUUUUGGGAAUGAUGGAUUUGACAGAUUUUGUGAGAAAAGACGAGGAUGGAUUCCGGAAGGUUUUACUUGAGCAAAACGCAAAAACACUAGACUUCCGCUGCCCUGUUGCUCGUGCUAGUAUCACUGUUACACUUAUCCUUUACCACCAGUUCCAAGUGGAUAAGUCCGAUCUUGAUGACGCAAAAACCUACGCUGUUCUCGAAUCACGAACGAAUUAUGAGCGCGCUUUUCGUCCUCUUCUUCUUCAAUGGUCACGGCUACACACCGCGGGCCUCCAAGCUUUCCUUCGAUUAUGGACCGAAACAGGUGCCAGCGCAGAAGAUUUUGAUAAGGUUGCAGAACUCGUAAGAGUACUAAUCUACCAUGUCGUCGGCCAAGCGCCUCGGACCAAGGAAGUGCAGGAAGUAGAGGAAGAAUUGACGCUGUUUGAGUAUCUCAGGCUGCGGGAUUUGCAAAUGGAGAUACUAGAGCAGUCAUAUGAGAGUGCGUGGGGGAAUCACUUGAAACAGGUCAGGGAAGAGUUGAAAUCGGAGGCUUUCCAGUUCGUAAAAGAACAGCGGAUAAGGUGUCUCUUGCAUGGCGCAUGGUUCCCUGUGACGGUUGCUCCACGGACAGAAAAUGGGACGACGCAGCAGAAGGAGCAGAAGAAGACCCAAGCGCAUUCAACGGCGUGGCGUUAUGUGAGACUGUCACAUAAUCGCCGAUAUCUGCAUUACUGCGAUUAUGAGAUGGAGACCGCGUAUGAGCCGAAACUGGAAGAGCUUCCCGAGAAGAUCGACCUCUCCAUAGUCUCUAGUGUAGUCUCAAACGUUGUCCCUGUGUCUAUCGUCUCCAACUCGUCCACAAACACCUUAACCCAAGCCUCAAAGCUCGGCUCCACCAAGAUAACGAUUCAUGGGUAUCCGCCGCACGACUCGCCAGACCGUAAACAUGCCAGAGAGCCGAUCACCAGUGAGACCAGUAAACUCAUCAACCUGGUGACGAACUAUGGCCUCAAGAUCCGGCUGCUGAAUGUGAGGUACACGGAUGACUUCCAUACAAACCCACCAGAUUUGCCGAGCAGGGAGGGGGUCGAUGACGAUUAUUAUUACAGUUUGUUUGUCUGA